GAGCAGUCGCCACGAGAGCAUCAAUUCUCAAGCUUUAGGUAAUGGACCAUGGCAACCAGCUCGCUCGCUCGCUCCCACUCGGUGGAGCCUGAUAUUAGGCUUGAAGAUUACCUCGAUGACAAGCUGCAAUCAACGGCGGAUUUCGAGAACCUCGACAACCUGAUUGCUAGUGUCGAAGUCCAACGCAGCCAGCUACAGACGCAGCUUGACGAUGCUGUGCGCGAGCUCGAGGAGGCCCGUCGUUCGGCCCAAGAUCGCCAAGGUGGCCUUUCCAAGUCCAUUUCCGAGUUCCGUUCUCUCCAAGAGAGUAUAGAUGCCCGUCUCCAGAUCGUCGCAAACUCGACCGCCCCCGACGAAGCCAUCCAACGCCUCGAAGGGCCCAUGAAGCAGCUCCAUAAGAUUGAGCUAGCGUAUCAAUACGUAUCGCUUCUUCACGAUGUGGAAAACAUGCGACUGGUGGCCCGUUCCCAUGUGCUGCAUAGUCCGAAAGCCGCGCUCGAACCAUACGCACGAUUGAAACAGCUCUGUCGGCGACUGAGAGAGCGCCAACCCCUCGCAGAUGGAGCUGCCACCCAUCUCGUGGAGCAUGUCGAAAACACCACUGCUGCCCUCUGGAAAGAAAUGAAGAGCAUCGUGUCGCAAGAGAUGGAAGCCGUUCUGAAGAGUCGUAAUUGGCCGCAGGGGGUCGACACGAACAGCGAGAUGGAUUCUGAAUGGCUCCAGUGCUUUGAGAAGCUUGUUGACCUACAAGUCCCCGAGGUACUCUACUCUGAAACACCAGUUACUCUGCUGCCAUUUGAGGUUAUGGUGAAACCAUUCACCCAAUGGUUCCGAUUCCAGUUCUUGGGCAACAACGCUACCAGCACCCCUCAGGCUUUCGGCGCCUUUUGCAUCCCGCAAUUCAUAUCGCUUAUCGAGAAAUGGGAAAGCUUUUUCCGUGAAAAUGUUGGGCACGUACUGUUUUCGAGAUUUCGGGAUACCAGCGUUGGAGAGAUGUCCAUAUACCUUGAUCCAGCUUCUGCCCUUGUCACGGCAUUACUUCCCGUCAUGCGAGAGAAAAUCGAAAGUGUGUUAAAGGAAGCCCUCCAAAACCCCCAGUUUCUCAGUAGCCUCAUGAUACAAAUCAUGAACUUGGAUGAUGAACUGCGUUCAAGAUUCGACUACGAUGGUGGCAAUCAAGAGCAAGGUUGGCCAGGCCUGGCCUCCGAGGUCUUGGACAAGCAUUUCGAUGCAUGGCUGAAGGCCGAAAAGGAGUUCGCUCUUGAACGCUUUCACGCGAUACUGAAUUCAGCCGACGCAAGGAACAUUGACUACGAUUAUAGCAUAGCUGGGAAAAUGAAACCCACAUAUGGAGCUGUCCGAAUGACUGAUUUGCUCAGGACUGUCAACUCUCAGUAUGAGCGUGUUCGUCGAUUUUCUCACAAGCUACGAUUCCUCAUCGAUAUCGAGCUCGAGAUAUUGGACGAGUACCAUGAUCGUCUCAAAGACUCAUUGGAUGCAUAUUCCGCCAUAACCUCGACAAUUGGUCGGACAUUGCAUGGUGUCACACGUGAACAAAUAGCAGCUUUAGAAGGAACAGGCGCUUUUGAGACUCUGUGUAAGGUACUAGGCAGCUCCGACCAUAUUAUAGCUACUCUCAAAGACUGGAGCAAUGAAGAGUUCUUCAUCACGCUAUGGGAAGAGCUACAAGCACGAGCACGCAAGAAUAGUAAUCAGGAUACUAUUGCAGGUGGAAUGAGCCAUGAAGCUGUUAAAGAUCGUAUUUCUUCAACCGUCGGAACCGAUGAAGACACGGGUAUCUUGUUUGACGAAACCAUUGCCGCUUACGGCUUUCGACGCAAGACUGCCGAGGAGUAUCUGGUCUCGGCUUUGAUCGAUUCUCAUCAGAAGGCGUUUCGGCCAUAUCUGAGUAAACCUCAAUGGACUACCAUAAGUAGCGAUUUGAAUAUCGAUCCUUCACAGCUUGCUAUUACACCAGAACUUGAUGAGCCCCUAAAGAUUAUGAAACGAAAUUUAACAUUCUUAGCCAAUGCUCUAAGUACCGCAGUAUAUCGACGGAUCUGGCGGACGGCACUUGAGAAGGUCCAAGAAAUGUUGUGGAGUGAGGUCCUUUUGAGACAAAACUUCACCACCCUAGGCGCAGCACAAUUCGUACGAGACCUGCAAGCGAUCUUCUCGUUGGUUGAUCGCCACAUUCCGGAAGGCUCCUUAAUUAGGAGUACGCUACAGGAUGGUGCGCAAUUACUAAGUCUCCCAAUUGAAUCGACUACUGGAGGUGUCACCUUACAGCAAGCCACCGAUCGUAUAUUUACUGAUAAUACCGAAGCGAAGAAGAUGCUCGCAGCGUUGGACCUGGAAUCAUUGAACCCCGCAAACGCACGAAAGAUAUUGCAAAGAAGGGUUGAAAAUAGUGAAUAGGCAGAUAACUAUCAAAUACUUU
Messenger RNA from Xylaria bambusicola, 2440 nucleotides. Its product is annotated as RINT-1 family protein. Gene Ontology annotation, cellular component: Dsl1/NZR complex. Gene Ontology annotation, biological process: endoplasmic reticulum to Golgi vesicle-mediated transport; retrograde vesicle-mediated transport, Golgi to endoplasmic reticulum; regulation of ER to Golgi vesicle-mediated transport. Bases 49 to 2418 code for a protein of 789 amino acids. NCBI's taxonomy places the organism in Eukaryota, Fungi, Ascomycota, Sordariomycetes, Xylariales, Xylariaceae. The record is from RefSeq and is a predicted model, not a curated record. The transcript has 4 exons.